AUGCGAUCGCUGAGUGAACUACUGAGGUGUCGAGAGAGGCCCAAGACUGCCCGGGACUGCAAGGCUCUUGCAAGCGUGCUGACGUCGUGGUGGGAUGAGCUGGAGGUGGCAGGGCAGAGAGCUGUCAAGCUGUCGGAGCUGUUCGAGGCGCACGGGCUCGGGUUGAAGCAAGCAGAGGAGCAACAACGGAUGGAUGCCGUGGCGUGGCGUGGCUACUGGAGUAAAGGUGGAGGUGGAGGAGGUAUUGAACCACACCACUCCACCCUCCCCCUCUUCCUCCAGUAUAUUGCUUCAGCCACGCAGUUCGACGGACCAGACGGUCGUGGGCAUCACAAUCGAACAUGCGAACGAGAGCAGCAGCAGCAGCAGACUACAUUACCUCCGAUCAAUACCGAACCAAAAACAUCCUCCUGUUACAAGACCAGCCUUCUCCCAAUGUUGGGCCUCCAAGGAGGUAGGUACCUACCUACUCCAUAG
Molecule: messenger RNA, 477 nt
Organism: Sphaerulina musiva SO2202
Lineage: Eukaryota; Fungi; Ascomycota; Dothideomycetes; Mycosphaerellales; Mycosphaerellaceae
Exons: 4
Coding region: 1-477 (158 amino acids)
Source: RefSeq, a predicted model, not a curated record